This is a messenger RNA of Amoebophrya sp. A120, 3642 nucleotides long. The record is from the annotation of a GenBank genome assembly. Lineage: Eukaryota; Dinophyceae; Syndiniales; Amoebophryaceae.
CAAAAAGAUACCCUUUCAACCCUUUUUUCAAUUUGUUUCACGACAAAAAAGAACCUUGACUCGUCGAAUGAUAUCUGAGCCCCUUUAAGAUUCCUCUCAAGGAACCGCACAGCAAAAUAUCAGAACCGCAAAUGGGCAUCGAUGCUCCAGACAACUGGAACUUGAUUUAGACACCGCGAGACCGACAAGCGAAAUUCGACGACCUGCAAACAAGAGCAGAAUGUCGGGCGACGAUGGCGGCGACGUUGAAAUGGGCGACGCGGAGGAGGUCGUCAUGCCGUUCCGCAUGUCUUCACGCCUGGAUGCGGCCGGUGGUAAUCAGAUAGCAGAUAGCACUUCCGCAACUGGGGCAGUACAGGAGCAAGGUGCUGUGUCAUCAACAGCAGCUGUAGCGCCAGCAACCACGGCCGCCGCCGCACCGCCGCAGGAUAAAAAUACUAGUGCAGUGGCUGCGAAUAAUACAAUUUCUAACGGCAACGACAGUGCGGGACAACUGCAGCCGGUGCAAGAAGCUCCUUCUAUCGCAGUAGAAAUAAACGGAGCAGCAACUACGGCAGCGCAGAAAGAAGACGGUGCUGGGGAAGUUGUAGAACAUCAAGCAGUCGUGGUGGAGGAGGAAAACAACCAAAACCAAAACGAAAAUGGCGAAACAAACGUCCGCGGUGCGGCACCCAACAUCGUCCUGGUGCCAAACCAAAAGUUUCUGGAACAAUGGAAGCUAAAGGAGGGGGAAUUAGACAGUGUUAUCAUUCUCGCCGGGCUGGACCAGUGCCAGAUGGGGCAGAUCUGGGCGCUGUUCAACGGCAAAGUGCCGCAGGGCACGGUUACCAACAUACACUGGAUCUCCGACCAUCUGCUGCGCUGCGAGUGCGCAUCGGCGGAGGCCUGUACUGACUACAUAGUCUUUUUUAGCGUAGAUGUUUGCUUGUAUCUGAUCGACAAAUGCUUGUUUUAGUGCGGCGCAUCGGGGGCCACGGCUCGUGCAUUUUUCGUGACAUUUUUAUACAAGAAUGCCGCUUAAUAGUAUGUUCAUUUCUGCAUCUUCAUCAUACAACAGGUAACACGAUCAUCGAGCUCCUUACCGUGAAGUACCCCACCCCCGAUCUGCUUCCCCAAGAAGAGCGGGAGGGGCCUGGCAUCUGGAGAUGCCGCAAUCGAUUCGUCGAGGUGCGCCGGGCGCUGCCGACGGACGUGAAGCCUGAGGGCUUCAAGCGAAAACAGCGGGGCGGAAAGACCGUGAAGGAAUACCGAGGCGACGUCAAGUGGUGCGCGGAGCAAGGUAUAAUUAGGAAAAACUACUCAAUAAUUGAGUUGUUUCGAACUACAGAAUUCCAUGCAAAAAUGUCGUCGUGAGAAUAUUUUUAAAGCAAGGUAGAUGGAGGUGUCGGGAAUCAAUCUUGUAGUUGAAGGAAAAAGAAAAGCAAAAAAUUCUUUCUCGCCCGCACAUAAAUCCCUGAAAUUAUAUCAGGCCACGACACCAACUUCGCGACAAAGCUGGCGCUGAAGGCCAAAGCGAUGGAGCAGUGGACGGAACUCGUCGAGGACGACGUGCAGCAGAGCGUGAACCUGGAAACGGACGUGAUAUCAACGACGCAUCUCCUCGACAUGAUGUCAAAAAAGGACGAGAAAGCCUACACCGCACAAGAGGUGAAAGGCGUGCCCCCGGCACAGAAAGGUACUUUAAAUAGCUUUUACCAGAGUUUGAUGUUUUUCCUCCUUUGCUUUUUUGAGGUUGGAGAUGGAGAUGGAUUCGUCCUCGUCGGCGGAGCUUGAAUAGAAUUACUUUAUCUCCUGCACAUGAGCAUGACGUUUUGACGCAGGGUUGUUGUACUACUAUAUCCAAACGGGAAAAAAUCGUUCCAACAGGCGCCCGCACCAUCAUGGGUCCACCCAUGGGACCCCCCGGGGCCUUCCGCGGGAAAGGCGGGAACGAAGUGCCGGUGUUCAAUCCGCUCGGGGACGGCGGCAGCUCGUGGGGCGGCAACCACGGCCGCGGGGACUGGGCACCGCUGGCGGACCACGAGAAUAACCGCGACAUGGAGGGUUUUCUGGACUAUUUGCAGGAAUCCGACCUGCAGAGUAGCUGGGACGCCACCUCGGUAUACGGGACCGGAAGCGGAAACACGUCGUCGGUAUACGGUGGCGGCUCGUCGAGAAGGUAAGUUGAAGCAAAGGAAAGAAGUUUUGACGACGUCAUUUCAAUCGUGCCGCAUAAUUCGAAAUCGUCCUAGAGUAAGAGUGCUAUCUGCUCUGUGGGCAUUUUUGAUGCUUUAUCUUCGUGGUCAAGGACUACUGGCUUUAUGAGAUGAACACGAACCUUCUUGCAUGGAUACAUAACAACGCCACGACGAUGCUGAAAUGAAUACAAACUAAGUACUGCAUAAUCUUCACAAAACGACGUAUGAUCCCAUUUUGACAUGUUCUAUCAGGGAUCCCUACGGCACUCCGCAACAGUAUGGAUGUGUCAGAGUUGAAAUCGACAAAGUUGAAAUAAUUUGUCAUGCAUAAAAGGGACGCCAGUUGGAACCCAGUUUCUAAGUGGUGCAUGACAAAUUUUGGUGGUCCCUAAAUCCAGUUUGUCAUGCUGUUUAGGCAAAGAAGAGUGAUUUUCUCAUGCUACUUUAGCAGCUCGAGCUGUAGCCCCCAACAGGCUUACAAUUGGCCUCACUUGCCUGCUCUGCAACACACGUGCCUCGGGUCAUGCAUUUUAUGCAUUACAAAUUAUUUCAACUUUGACGAUUUCAAACCUGACGCUUCCAUAAACAGCGAAUGCAAGAGUUCGACCGGUACAGCAGUAGCAACAGCCGGCGGCCCCGCUACGAGACGGACAGCAACAUCGACUCCAGUUGUAUCCUAUGUAAAAACGUCCCCACCCCAUAGUUGUCAUGCAGAGCUGCGUAGUAAAAAUGUUUAUCAUGCAGAGCCCCAUGUUGAGAAGCAUUUUCUAGUCCGGUUUUGGAAUUUGUGAUGCUCGGAUCCGCAUGAUGUGCUAGAUCUGUGAUGCUUCUGGAGGUAGCUAAACAGGAUUACAUUACGAGGCCAAACUUGUCAUGCGCAGCAACGAAAGCUAAUUGAUUUGUCUAGCACAUUUCCCAACAUCUUGACUAUGGGGUGGGGACGUUUUUACAUAGGAUAAGUUACGGCCAAGGCGGCCACGAGGUGCUCACCAACGAGCGGCGCCGGUUCGACGAGCCGCAGCGUGGGCGGGAGCGGUCCCCGCGGCGAAACGACGACCGGGGCGGGCCAUACAGCCGGGGCGGCGGCCAACAGUCCUAUGGCAACGACGAUAGGUCCUACCAAGACCGAGAUCGAAGCGACCGCGGCUACAACAACGACCGGAGUGGCGGGAAUCGCCGCGGUAGGGACGACUAUGAUGACGACUACGACCGAAAACGCAGGAGACGGUGAAGUUAGCAGAGUGAGAAGUAACCUCAUCUUGUUGUUCCCUACAUAUGGCAGCUUUUUUGUCCUGUCGUCCUGGUUUCACCGAGUCACCGAGUGAGUCACAGCGCUAGUAGAUAAUUGGUGGCAACUACUAGCUACUUUCUUAUUCGUGCGAAAAAGAUGAACACCAAGACAGGAUAAGGAGCGACGGAAAGUUUGUUUUGCCGUAUUCAAAAAGAAAAUCAAAGGACACAAGCG